AUGGAACAUAAGAUUUGGCGUGGCUUCUACGAUUUGCAACACACAUGCCUCUCCGGACCAGCAUGGGACUGCCAUGAAGACUGGUCGGGCAUUACGAACCAGAAAGAGCGCAAAAGGCUGCAGAACAGGUUAAACAAACGAGCGUAUUUGGCGCCAAACGUCGCUCCUGGCUUUUUCCCACCCGACGCCGAGGUGCUCAGCUCCGAGGCCGGCCCGCCGUUCGAUUAUAACUCCUUAUGCGAAACCGCUGCAGCCCGGGUCCCAACGAUUCCAGAGCAAUCUGCCCCGCCGAGCUGCGACAUACAGUCUCCAUGCGCCAACCUCCCGGGGCUAACUGAGCUCGACGGCAUCGACGGCUUCGCCGGCGAUUUGAAUGUGCUGGGAUUCCCAUUCGACUGGCUGUUGAGCGAAGUCGUGCGGACGCCGCUGGAUCCCUGCACUCAGAAUGAGCGCCAAACCGGCCAUGACUACGUCCACCACCAUCACCAGCCCCAACCCGCUGUGAGGCUUGGUGCUGCCGCUCAGAUUAGUCACGCCCACGGCUCCGGGGUUGGGGGCUCUGAUACCCCUCCCGCGACAGCUGGCCUCGCGUGUUUGGGGAAUCAGCAUUCCUGCCCCGGGGAGAUGGGCCAUCCUUCUGCGGGGAAGGGGAUGUCUGCAGAUGACGGUUUCUCGGGCUUUGGUUACUCGGCAGAUCACUCAGGGAUAUGA
Pyricularia grisea is the source of this 711-nucleotide messenger RNA. RefSeq lists its product as uncharacterized. Lineage: Eukaryota; Fungi; Ascomycota; Sordariomycetes; Magnaporthales; Pyriculariaceae. Bases 1 to 711 code for a protein of 236 amino acids. The transcript is spliced from 3 exons. The record is from RefSeq and is a predicted model, not a curated record.